Messenger RNA from Triticum aestivum (bread wheat), 1196 nucleotides. RefSeq names its product thioredoxin-related transmembrane protein 2. The transcript is spliced from 11 exons. Lineage: Eukaryota; Viridiplantae; Streptophyta; Magnoliopsida; Poales; Poaceae. The record is from RefSeq and is a predicted model, not a curated record. The coding region runs from base 67 to 882 and encodes 271 amino acids.
GGGAAACACACGAGAGGUUACUGCGAAGGCGUAUCUGUUUCCGGGUCAAAAGUUGAAGCAGGCAAAAUGGAGGUUGCGACGGCGACGGAGGCGUCGGCGCCGGCGGCGAGCGGCGGGGCGAGCAGGCGGGGGCACCCGUUCCCGUGGCUCGACGUGGCCAUCUCGGAGCCCUACUACUUCCUCCACCUCAUCGCCUUCUUCUCCUACUUCGCGGCCCGCACCACGGCGCCCUCGGCCGAGGACGACGCCGAGCUCCACAGCCGCCUUAUCCGACGGGAGAUCCAGGCGGUGCUCGUGUUCCUGGUGCUCUUCACGGUGAAGAUUGUUAAGGAGGAACACUGGGAGACAUUCAUCGCUGAUUCAUUGCUCUACGCAAAGGGUCUCUUGUUGGUUGUUACUUUUGUUAUUGAUUAUUGGUUGACUGUCGGCUACCUACUGGGAUUUAUCGUUAUAUAUGCUAUGGCUCAACAGCCACCUUAUGAUGGCCUAGGUCAUUUAAAUCAUUUGACCCCGUUGCAACUGGAAAGCCUGCUAACUGAAGAGCCAACAACACGAUUUUGGCUGGUUGAGUUCCGGACUUCCUUUUUAACACCAUGUAUACAAGCAAGCAGUGUCAUGCCUGAACUCUCUAACUUAUACUCCAACAAGAACAUUUCUUUUGGAUUAGUUGAUCUAGGGCAUUUUCCAAAUGCUGCAGCGAGGUUUGGAAUAUCCAUGUGGGACCAUCUUCCCACUUAUAUACUGUUUGACAAGGCGACUGAAGUUGCUCGGCUCCCAGAAAUCGGAAACGGAACAAAAGUAUUCGUGCCAAAAGUUACCAAGAAGCUUCUCUGCCAUCACUUUGAUCUUGACAGGAGACUGAUUGAAUUCCUGUCGACCUAGUUGAUCCAUCGUCUAUCCCAGGUGUCUCGAAUUGAAGGUGACAAUUCGGACGAGAUAAAUGGACCAGACAGUUGUGUGGAAACGAUUACUUCAGGGGAGCAUCUUCAAGAAGCUUGUUUUAUUCGAUGGGUUUGGUUGCGCCCAUCCAAUCCAAGGCCAGUAUACUUUGUGGCGACAAAUAUGUUUUCGCAUCUUACUACGAUCUGUCACUUCUUGAAUUCUGGAACGUUACUGCCACUGUACAGAUCUUGUAAUGAUUCACCGACCAUGCUUUGCACUGCAGUAGUGGUCAAUCCAGACACCAUUCGUUUCCA